Molecule: messenger RNA, 1911 nt
Organism: Trichophyton benhamiae CBS 112371
Lineage: Eukaryota; Fungi; Ascomycota; Eurotiomycetes; Onygenales; Arthrodermataceae
Exons: 2
Coding region: 1-1911 (636 amino acids)
Source: RefSeq, a predicted model, not a curated record
AUGCCCAAGUUGACUGCUCAAGGCAACAAGAAACCGGCUAUAAAUACUCCACCAAAUCCCCCUCUGGGAGAACUAUCAUUCCACAAAACACACAAGAAUCUGAGACUCGCCCUACUACCAAACACUUCACUAUCAAUCACUCUGAUACCACUCCCUCUACUAUCAACAUUCAUUCCCAACGCCUUUUUCUUUGCUACCCCUGCCCUCUUUUGGUUGAUUUCUUUAAUACAACCACAAAAAAUGGCCACCACGCUUCUUGAAUAUCUUACCCAGCCUAAUCCAGCAGUUGAAAACUCCCGCUCUCUGCAGGGCCUACCAUCGAAAUGUGAACCAAAAGAAGAAAUCCAUCUUGAGGAUUGGAAGCACUUUACCUACUCAACUCUGAUGUCUUGCUACGGCCACAUUUUGACUACUUCGAUUCACGGUCCAUUGCCCGAAAUCUCUCCUCCCGUGAGAAAUAUCGAGCUCAGAAUAUUCGAUGAAGACUCCCUUGAUCACCUCUUAACUCGCACGGUCGUUCCUCCUGUUAACGAGAGUCUCAGGAUGGCCUGGAGGGGAUAUUACUCAGAUUACCCUGGACUGGCUAUUGAUAUGACCCGAGGGGGCCGAGCAAGAGCCUUUCAGAAUGACAUUCCCGUACCUGGUGUGCCGACUGAGACACGAUCUCGAGAUUCCAGUGACCAGACGCCAGUAUUCCCUGACUGGGCUGGCAUACAAGCAGCUUCAGGCCAAGCGCCAUACCUUAACCGAUGCCCAGGCGAUUCAAAGCUGUCAUCAAAAUGGCAAUCCAACGCAGAUACGGACAAGGCAUUUUACAAAUGGCCUUAUGCUCAACUUAUCAAAUACUGUGGGGAAACUUGGAAUACCAGAUAUGGGUAUAUAAUUACCGACAAAGAGCUUGUUGUUCUACGCAUCUCAAGGGCAAUGAUUCCGUCAGGAAUUGCUAAUAAGAGGUCCCCACGCAAUGUUGCUUCUCAGCUCUCUCGCACAACGGGACAGGACAGUCCGCUCUUUGUAUCGUCUAGCCCCCCAAGCAUCCGGUCCUCCCCUGCGCGCCAGGGCCAUCUGCGAAACAUUUCAGCUUCUUCCGCCGCUAGUGCUAUGUCAAUAGACCGAUCCUCAAGCCGGCCUCGACAAUCUUCUAUCGCUGCUAGCUUCUCUUCACUAUCCAUGAGUGAGGCGAGCGAACACGCUCCUGGUAGCGAAAGAAUGUCUAGCAGUGAUCACAUGCCCAGUAGUCAGUCAUAUAGAGAUGACGGUCGAGGUGGGGAGUACAGGCCUAUCGAGAUGAAGAGUAUUCCCUGGGAUAAUUCAGGCAAGGGAAAAUUAACGGUCAAGCUUGCCCUGUGGUGGAUCCAUAUGAUGGCAGCUGCACCUGGAUGUGAUACUACCAUUGGGCCCGAAUAUCCACCCAUCGAUUCUUGGGUGCCUCAUCCUCAAGAAGGGGGCUACCGUCAUACCACAACUGGGUUGUUUUCUAAGAAACUUCCAAAAAAUGCUAAAGAAAUAUCACCUCGUCGAGCAGCUCGAGGCAUAGUGACACCACCACGUCAACGACAGCCUUCAGGCUCGCCACCUGCAGGACAUCUAUCUUCUCCUAACCAACAAUCUCCCCAACAUCCUACUAAAGAAGAAAUUACUGGGAUGUGCUGGAUACCAGAGCGGUCUCGGUGGCAGUAUCGAACAAGACAUGGUUCUGUGGGUCUCAUACGUCACGGAGUUCCAAUCCGGAGUAGUGACGGAAGUUAUUAUUACAUACAACGGACGCGCGAAGGAGGUUCACAAUGGGUACGAGCAGAAUCCGAAGAUGAGGAGGAUGAAGAGGAAGAAGAAGAUGAAGACGAUGACAAUAAUGAAAAUGAAUUUAGCAGGGGUCUGCCCCCGGCGUCUAACAGGUAUCGGAGGUAUUGA